Molecule: messenger RNA, 2694 nt
Organism: Apiotrichum porosum
Lineage: Eukaryota; Fungi; Basidiomycota; Tremellomycetes; Trichosporonales; Trichosporonaceae
Exons: 2
Coding region: 1-2694 (897 amino acids)
Biological process (GO): carbohydrate metabolic process
Source: RefSeq, a predicted model, not a curated record
AUGGCCGUAGCCAUUGCCGCCCUGCAAGCAGAGAACCACGAGUCAGGUUUCGCCAUCGCCCACUCGAGACCCCGCCUAUCGUGGCGCUUUGCCUCGUCCUCCGUACGCAACUGGACUCAAGUUGCAUACGAUGUCGUUAUCAUCCGCGAUAACAAAGAAGAGUCGUAUCACGUCCAGUCGAGCCUUAACGUGUUGGUUCCAUGGCCGUCCUCGCCACUGGUGUCGCGUGAGCGUGCGGGAGUCAAAGUGCGCGCCAUCGGCUCGGACGGCACGGCUUCUGCGUGGGCGACCAUGCGCAUCGAGGUCGCCUUGCUCGACCGGAGCGACUGGCAAGCCGAGAUGAUAUCGCGCUCGCCGGUACCUGUGGAAGAACCGAAAAGGCCUUUCCAACUGCGCUCGACCUUCCACCUGUCAUCAUUGCCAACGCCCGACACCCCCGUCAGACUAUAUGCGACGGCGUUUGGCAUCUACGAUGUCACGAUCAACAGCAGACGCGUUGGUGACCAGGUGUUGACUCCUGGGUGGCAAUCAUACAACCACCGCCUGGCCUACCAGACAUUUGAUGCGCGCAACUACCUAUGCAAAGGCAGCAAUGAGAUAGUUGUUGAACUCGGUGAAGGUUGGUUCGCCGGUCGCCUGGGUAAGACGACGCGGAACAUCUGGGGCGAGCGACUGGGAUGGAUGGGUCAGCUGGAAAUUGGCGGUCAAGUCGUUCUGCGGAGCCAGGAGGACCGGUGGACGUGGGGUUUCGGCCAGGUGGUGGAGAGUGAGAUCUACAAUGGCGAGGUUGUGGACACUUCACUGCCCCUUAUCGGGCCCGCCCAAGGCCCUGCGGAGCGCCUCGCGUCGCCCAAGGCCCGGCUGGUGUCGCCAGACGCGCCGCCCAUCCGCCGGGUCAUGGAGAUAAAGCCAAUUCAGCUCAUCACUACGCCGUCUGGUGCGAAAAUCCUCGAUUUCGGGCAGAACCUGGUCGGCUGGCUCCGACUCGAGCGUGACGUAGCCGUUGAGAGCAACGGGGAGGGGGAUAUUGUCCUGCGCCACGCCGAGGUGCUAGAGCAACACGAGCUAGGUGUACGUCCACUGCGGACAGCCAUGUGUCGCGACAUCAUCCGCGGCGGAGGGACAAAGGGCUGGCAGGUGCGGUUCACCUUCCAUGGAUUCAGAUACGCCGAGGUCACCGGCAUUGCCGAUCUUUCCCUGAGCGACUUCACCGCCAUCGUUGUUGCAUCCGAUCUACGCCGCACUGGCACUUUUGCCUCGUCCCACAAAGAAAUCAACCAGCUUCAUCAGAACGUCGUCUGGGGCAUGCGUGGCAACUUUGUAUCCAUUCCUACCGACUGCCCGCAACGAGAUGAACGGCUCGGCUGGACGGGCGACAUUCAGGUGUUUGCGCCGACAGCCAACUUUCUGUUCGACACUGACGCUUUUCUGGGCGACUGGCUCAAGGAUGUUGCAGCCGAGCAGGAACUGUACGACGGUGUGCCGCCCAUCUUCGUGCCGUGGACCCCUCCCCCAAAGGAGGCGGUAAACCCCCUUGGAGGACACAGGCCGCGCCCACAUGCCAUCUGGGCUGACCUCGUCGCGCUCACACCCUGGGAUCUGCACAUGGCAUUCGGCGAUCGGCAAAUCUUGGAACGACAGUUUGACAGCAUGAUGAUGUGGCUCGACAAGGGUCUCCCACGCAACGAACUGGGCAUGUGGAGCGAAUCUGUGGCGCAGUACGGUGACUGGCUAGACCCGAAAGCACCACCGCAGUACCCCGCACACGGACGAACCGACUUUCUACUCGCUGCCAACGCGUAUCUGGUGCACGUAACAAGUCUCGUGGCACGCAUCGCUCGCCUCAUUGGACGCCCCACAGAGGCUGACCGGUACCAAGCCGACUUUGAACGACUUCGAGUGCUGUUCCAGAAGGAGUACGUGACACCAAAUGGCCGUCUCGCGUCCGAUACGCAGACCGCUCUGACACUCGCCCUCAAGCUGGACUUGCUGGACAAAAGCCAAAGGGCCCACGCUGCCAAGAGGCUAGACUGGCUCAUCCGAUGGGACUUUUUCAAGAUUUCAACUGGCUUUGCUGGCACCCCCUUGCUGCUGCAUGCGCUUGCGGAGAAUGGCCUACUCCACCUGGCUUACCGGAUGCUACAGGAGAAAGACUGCCCAAGUUGGCUCUACUCGGUCGGUAUGGGUGCCACAACCAUCGUACGUAUCUUCUCCCGCAGACGGUUAUAUCCUGAUUUGCAGUGGGAGCGCUGGGAUUCUCAACUACCGGACGGACGAAUCAAUCCAGGCCAAAUGACCUCGUUCAAUCACUACGCCCUCGGCUCCGUCGCCGCAUUUCUCCACGCGGUCGUCGGCGGCCUCGCACCCGCGGCCCCGGGGUGGAAACGGGCUCUCGUUCACCCCCAGCCAGGUGGUACCGUCACCUCGGCAUCAACUGCUUUUGAGAGUCGGUACGGUCCGUACCGCGUAAAUUGGAAGCUACUUGGACACGGCAGCCACAAGACACGGAAAAUGAUGGUUGAGGUACAUGUCCCGCCCAAUGGAGAGGCACAAGUCCUCCUGCCGGGUGUGGACGAGGUGGUCGGCAGCGGCAGGUGGGACUGGACGGUGGAUUGGGCAACGGAUCAGCGUUGGCCGCCCGUUGGUACGCCAGGUCCUCAGAGUACUAAAAUUCCGGACCAAUUCGUGUCGUGA